CUAUGUCCCUUAGUGUAGCAUGUAGAGGUGGCCGACGCUGCUUCACGAUAACAUGAGAUUCUUCGUCACCAUCGUCAUCAUAUCUGCGGCGUUUGAAGAGGUUGAUCGUGGGCUCUUCGACCGUGUCUUCGUGGACUAUGCCACUACCGGACUGUGGAGCUGUGCUUAGGCGUGAAGUUGGCCGGUCAGGCCCGUGGGACACGGGGCGAGGCCAUAAGCUGGACCUUCUUCUCUGUCCAGACUCUGGUCGGAUGGCAAUAAAUCGCGCGUAUCUGCAUCAUAAGAGUUGUUGCCAACUCGUCCCGAGAAUUCGAUUUGGGGUGAGAAAGCUCCUAACAGCCCGUUCUCCGGGUCGUUCUGGCAAGGUUUGGGGCACUUGGCAACUGGGCAGCCGACCUGGCUACCGCUGGAAUCAUGCUUGGCACCGCUGUUGUGUAGGGCAAGAUUAUCGUACCGUGAAGCGCUGCCGGCCCGGUGUUUAGAUGUCGUGUGGCCCCUGUGGGACAGUUCGUCACUGCCGUAGUUACCCGGUGCCUGCGUGCGAUUGCCCGUCGGUAGCUCUGACUC
Molecule: messenger RNA, 567 nt
Organism: Baudoinia panamericana UAMH 10762
Lineage: Eukaryota; Fungi; Ascomycota; Dothideomycetes; Mycosphaerellales; Teratosphaeriaceae
Exons: 2
Coding region: 138-482 (114 amino acids)
Source: RefSeq, a predicted model, not a curated record